CGUCAUGAUGGAGGAUCACCGGCCUCUCACACCAACAGUUAAGGAAGAGAUAAGAACACCGGAGAGAUGUCCCAGUCCUCUUCUUCCACAGGAUGGUUUUGAAGAACAUUACAAUGUCCCACAGUAUGAUCAAGUAUAUGGAGAUAAGGACAUUAUGAUGGAGGAUCGCCGCCUCCUCACAUCACCAGUUAAGGAAGAGAUAAGAACACCGGAGAGAUGUCCCAGUCCUCUUCUUCCACAGGAUGGUUUUGAAGAACAUUACAAUGUCCCACAGUAUGAUCAAGUAUAUGGAGAUAAGGACAUUAUGAUGGAGGAUCACCGGCCCCUCACACCUAAAGUUAAGAAAGAGAGAAGAACAUCGGAGAGAUGUCCCAGUCCUCUUCUUCCACAGGAUGGUUUUGAAGAACAUUACAAUGUCCCACAGUAUGAUCAGGUAGAUGGAGAUAAGGACAUCAUGAUGGAGGAUCACCGGCCCCUCACACCAACAGUUAAGAAAGAGAGAAGAACAUCGGAGAGAUGUCCCAGUCCUCUUCUUCCACAGGAUGGGUCAGAAGAACAUCACAAUAUCCCACCAGAUGAUCAGGUUCUGAAUCCGAGUGAAGAUCUGAACAUUAUAUAUGUUACAGAGACAGAUGUGAAGGGUGAUGAGCAGAAUAUAGAGGACAUUCCUACAGAUAACCGCCCAGAUGACUGUACCAGGAGCUCAGAUGAACAUUGGAUUACAUUAGCUUUGGAUGCAACUGCUCAUGAUAGUACCCAAGCAACAUAUGAAGCUAUACCCUCAGCCCUUCACAGCCAAGAUCUUUCAUUUGAUAUAUUUCCGCAGGUACAAUCUUCUGAUUCAUCACAGACUGUAACUCAAAAUAAAAGUGGUAGAAGUUCUGACGCGAGAGCUGACACGAAGAUUAAGUUGUUUUCAUGUUCAGAAUGCGGAGAAUCGUUUAACCAUGAAUUAGAACUUCUUCAACAUGAGAGAAGCCACACAGACGAGAAGCCGUUUUCAUGUUCGCAAUGUGGGAAACGUUUUGCUUUCAAAAAAACUCUUGUUGCUCAUGAAAAGAUGCACAUUGAAGAGAAGGCACAGAGGAGUCACACAGGGAACAAGCCUGUCUCAUGUCCUGAAUGUGGGAAAAUUUUUCUCAGAAAAUCAAAUCUUCUUAAACAUCAGAGAAUUCACACAGGAGAGAAGCCGUUUUCAUGUUCUGAAUGUGGGAAAUUAUUUAUCAAUAAAUCAAAUCUUAUUACACAUCAGAGAAUUCACACAGGGGUGAGGCCAUAUGUGUGUUCAGAAUGUGGGAAAUGUUUUACUCAGAAAUCGGAUCUUGUUAGACAUUGGAGAAUUCACACAGGCGAGAAGCCAUAUUUGUGUUCAGUAUGCGGAAAAUAUUUUUCUCGGAAAACAUAUCUUUUUGAUCAUCAGAAAACCUUUCACAAUGGAAAAAGUCAUUUAUGAAUGUGGGAAACAUUUUACCCAAAAAUCACAUCUUUCUAUCUUUAAAGAACUUAAGCAGGGAUGUACGGUAGUCAUUUUCUUUUUUUAACUAACAUGUCAUGCAACAGAAAGGAAAGGCAAAUAAGAGCCGUAAAUUAUAAUUAUUAAAUGUAUGCAAUUAAGAGUUCCUUGACUGCCAUAGGCCUACAGGUGAACUUUCUGUUAGUUUGCAACUUAAAGGGGUUAUUCAGACAUACCCUUAUUUUCACCCAGGCAGCACCCCUAAGGGCUAGCAUCGGAGCAUCUCAUCCUCC
Bufo bufo (common toad) is the source of this 1746-nucleotide messenger RNA. Its product is annotated as zinc finger protein with KRAB and SCAN domains 8-like. The record is from RefSeq and is a predicted model, not a curated record. Gene Ontology annotation, biological process: regulation of transcription by RNA polymerase II. The coding region runs from base 5 to 1453 and encodes 482 amino acids. Gene Ontology annotation, molecular function: RNA polymerase II cis-regulatory region sequence-specific DNA binding; DNA-binding transcription factor activity, RNA polymerase II-specific. The transcript is spliced from 7 exons. NCBI's taxonomy places the organism in Eukaryota, Metazoa, Chordata, Amphibia, Anura, Bufonidae. Gene Ontology annotation, cellular component: nucleus.